GUGGAGCCCUGGAUAUUUACUGAUAUUGUCGGAAGCUCUACAUUUUGUACCAUUAGAUGAACGAUUAGGUUUUGGUUAAUCUGUUCUUGUUUCAGAUUUAGUGGGAGGAAGUUCCAGAAAUGGUGAAGGAGAUGAGCUUAGAUUGUAGUUCAUGGUCCCUUCGCAUGCACAACCAUGUAUUAGUGAAGUUUGCCGUCUCAAUCCUUCUUAUGGGUCUUGCAUUUCGUCUCUUCUUCUCUGAUUCGAUUGGUUUUUCAUCUGUCCCUGAAACACCAUUGUUAGAGAGAAUAAAGGCUACUGAGAUUACGAUUCCUGUCAUGACGCCGGCUUCUGAGACUACGAUUCCUGUCAUGACGCCGCCUCCUGUGGCUACCCCGGAGAUUGAAGUUCACAGACCUUCUAAAGGCACCGAUUUCAUUGCAGAAAAAUGUGAUCUUUUCACUGGAGAUUGGAUCCCAAAUCCAUCAGGUCCGAUUUACACUAACGAUACUUGCUAUAACAUCGAAGAACAUCAGAAUUGCAUGAGUAAUGGGCGCCCUGAUUCUGGGUAUCUAUACUGGAGGUGGAAUCCAAGAGAUUGCGAGUUACCUCCGUUUAAUGCGGAAAGAUUUUUUGAGCUAAUGAGACAUAAAUCAUGGGCAUUCAUUGGAGAUUCAAUUUCUCGCAACCAUGUUCAGUCCUUUCUCUGCAUUCUUUCCAAGGUAGAGAAACCAGUUUUAGUCUAUCAUGACAAGGAAUACAAAUCCAAGAGGUGGCACUUUCCCUCCAACAAUUUCACCCUCUCAGUGUUCUGGUCCCCUUUCCUUGUACAAGCCAUUACAUUUGAAGACAACAAUGGUGUGGCAACAUCUGAGAUCCAGCUUUAUCUUGAUAAACUUGAUAAAAAAUGGACAGACCAAUAUCAGAACUUUGAUUAUAUUGUCAUUUCUGGAGGCAAAUGGUUUCUCAAGACUGCAAUCUACUAUGAGAACGACACAAUCGUGGGCUGCCACUACUGUCCCGGGAAGAACUUGACAGAGCUGGGAUUCGACAAUGUAUAUCGCAAAGUUCUUCAGCUGGUGCUUAACUUAUUCGUAACAUCCAAUCACAAGGGAUUGGUUUUUUUAAGGACCAGCACCCCAGAUCACUUUGAGAAUGGGGAAUGGUUCAGCGGAGGGACUUGCAAUAGAACGGUACCUUUUAAAGAAGGUGGGAUUGAUUUGAAAGAUGUAGACACUGUUCUUCGCAACAUUGAGUUACAGGAAUAUGAGAAGGCAGUGGCAGCCUUGGGAUCUGCGGCAGAUUUGAAACUAAAGUUUUUGGACACUACCCGACUUUCUUUGCUCAGGCCUGAUGGGCAUCCAGGACCUUACAGGAACCCACACCCAUUUGCGAACGGCAAAAAUUCCAAAGUUCAGAAUGACUGCUUGCAUUGGUGCUUGCCUGGGCCUAUUGAUGCCUGGAAUGAUCUGGUUAUGGAAAUGGUGGUAAAUAGUUGAAGACGUAGCUACGGAUUCAAGCCUUGGUAUCUUCAGGUUUUUCGAGAUUCUCAGAUUCUGCAGAUGUUUCAUCAACAAGCUGAGGGAGUGAUGGAAAACUGCCACAAGCUGUGAAUACCUUCCAAGUUCCAACCAUUCUUUCCCGGGCUGUCUCUGUAUCGGCUGUGAUUUGUAUGUUGUAUUGUCAAUUGGGUGAAAAGGAAGGUCUAUUCCCUGUAAAUUUAAUUUAAUUUUCACUAGUAUCUGGUCUUGUGUCUGGAGAAACUUCGACUCAAAGCUUAAGAAGCUAUUCUUUUAUCAC
This is a messenger RNA of Telopea speciosissima, 1779 nucleotides long. RefSeq names its product protein trichome birefringence-like 25. The coding region runs from base 120 to 1478 and encodes 452 amino acids. Gene Ontology annotation, cellular component: Golgi apparatus. The transcript has 4 exons. Gene Ontology annotation, molecular function: O-acetyltransferase activity. NCBI's taxonomy places the organism in Eukaryota, Viridiplantae, Streptophyta, Magnoliopsida, Proteales, Proteaceae. The record is from RefSeq and is a predicted model, not a curated record.